CGCGUCUGUUACAGCGCACAGCAGAUUUGACAAAUUGACGCUGGCAAAUAGCCCGAAGACCAUCAUUCUAAGGAUAGUAUUAUUAUUUUAUCGGUACCUGCAUCGCCUCUGCAGCAUGUACGGCGAACUUGGCAACAAAUUGGUCCAACAUGCAAAACGAACCCAAUCCCUCUCUCAUCUCCCCCCAUACCAAACCGAACUCGUCCGCUCGGUAACGCGCGAAGUGCGCGACCUAGACCGUGACCUAACCGCCCUCUUAGCGCCGUUCGAAGGCACAUUCAACCCAUCAGCCGAACCAGCCAUCGCCUGCGCCCUGCUUGUCGAUCACCUCUGCACGCGCAGGAAUAAGCGAUGUCUCCUUGCGUAUCACCGUGUCCGUGCCGAGAAACUGGAAGAGAUGUGCUGGACCGGCGUGGAUGUGUUGGAGCAGCAAUUGCCUUAUUCUAGUGGUGAAGAUAAUGCAUCUGCAGGAUUCGGAGUAGGAGUAGGAACGGGAGCGGGGAAUAACAGUCACAGUUCGCUUAGUCCGGAGGAGGAAGAGUAUUUUCGAUUGUACAGUGAUCUGUUGGCGGCAUAUAAGGGGCAGUGGACGGAUAUUGACCUCACGGGGUCUGUGGAACCGCCUACGGAUUUGUUUAUUGAUGUGAGGGUGCUGAAGGAUGCGGGGGAGAUUCAGACGGAGUAUGGGGUCAUCAAUCUGUCCAAGGGGAGUCAGUUGUACGUGCGGCAGGGUGAUGUGGAGAGGUUGAUUGCACAGGGGUUUCUGGAGAGGCUGAAUUGAUAUGAUACUGUUUACUUUUCUUCUUUGCUAUAAAAUGAUACCCGAUGUUUAUAGAAACAUUUUUGGCCGUUGGAUGCAGAUCACGUGUCUAUGUGGAAGAAGCAGCCACUUGCAAUCUAGAGACGCUGGACAUGAACCAAUUGCUUCAGUUUUACCAUUGACAUAUACUAUGUAUGCCAUAAAUGAAUUCAG
Molecule: messenger RNA, 973 nt
Organism: Monascus purpureus
Lineage: Eukaryota; Fungi; Ascomycota; Eurotiomycetes; Eurotiales; Aspergillaceae
Source: the annotation of a GenBank genome assembly